This is a messenger RNA of Amphibalanus amphitrite, 4422 nucleotides long. Its product is annotated as splicing factor 3B subunit 3-like. The coding region runs from base 376 to 4026 and encodes 1216 amino acids. Gene Ontology annotation, molecular function: U2 snRNA binding; protein binding. NCBI's taxonomy places the organism in Eukaryota, Metazoa, Arthropoda, Thecostraca, Balanomorpha, Balanidae. Gene Ontology annotation, cellular component: nucleus; U2 snRNP. The record is from RefSeq and is a predicted model, not a curated record. Gene Ontology annotation, biological process: mRNA splicing, via spliceosome. The transcript is spliced from 22 exons.
GGCUUGUCCCCUUGUUUCCGUUCUGGACGUAGAGUCGUAGAGGUGGUUGCCCUGUUUCUAUAGGCUGUUUGGUGCACGGAUUCAAGUUUUAUUAUUUUUUACCUCGUGAUUUUCAAAUGCUACCACAAUUCUCGGUUCAUUUAUUGAAAGAACGAACACUUUCCUUGAGAAUGCAUAAUAAUUUCAACCACACCAGCUCUAACUCGUAAUUAUUUUGCCGGCGUCUCGUGGGGUGACAUAAUUGGGGGACGUUUCAGAAAUAUUUUGAUUAUAUUUGAAGCUGAAUGACUAUUUUCGCUCAAGUCUGCACAUAGAGGAAUAAUAAUUUACAUGGACGAGUAACCGGCGCGGUCUCCGUCCCCGCCCGCCGCCACCAUGCACCUGUACAACCUGACGCUGCAGCGUGCCACCGGCAUCACCCAUGCCGUGCACGGCAACUUCUCCGGCUCCAAGCUGCCCGAGAUCGUGGUGUCGCGCGGCAAGACGCUGGAGCUGCUGCGGCCCGACCCCAACACGGGCAAGGUGCACACCCUGCUGGCCACAGAGGUGUUCGGCAUCGUUCGCUCACUCAUGUCGUUUCGACUGACCGGCGGCACCAAAGACUAUGUGAUCGUCGGCUCGGACUCUGGCCGUAUUGUGAUCCUCGAGUACAACCCCAGCAAGAACCUGUUUGACCGCGUGCACAUGGAGACGUUCGGCAAGAGCGGCUGCCGGCGGAUUGUGCCCGGACAGUACCUGGCCAUCGACCCCAAGGGACGCGCCGUCAUGAUCGGUGCCAUUGAGAAGCAGAAGCUGGUGUACAUUCUGAACCGUGACGCGCAGGCUCACCUGACCAUUUCCUCGCCGCUGGAGGCGCACAAGUCGAACACGCUCGUUUACCACAUCGUCGGCGUCGAUGUCGGGUUCGACAACCCGCUCUUCUCCUGCCUGGAAAUCGACUACGAGGACGCCGACUCUGACCCGACGGGCGAGGCGGCUCAGAAGACCCAACAAACCCUCACCUUCUAUGAGCUAGACCUGGGUCUGAACCACGUGGUGCGCAAGUACUCGGAGCCGCUGGAGGAGCACGCCAACUUCCUAAUCUCCGUACCGGGCGGUAACGACGGCCCCAGCGGGGUGCUGGUCUGCUCCGAGAACUACAUCACCUACAAGAACCUGGGCGACCAGCACGACAUUCGGUGUCCCAUCCCGCGGCGGAGGAACGACCUGGAUGACCCGGAGCGAGGUCUCAUCUUCGUGUGCUCGGCCACGCACAAGACCAAGUCCAUGUUCUUCUUCCUGGCGCAAACAGAGCAGGGUGACAUCUUCAAGAUCACAGUGGAGACUGAUGAAGAUGUGGUGACCGAGAUCAAGCUGAAAUACUUCGACACGGUCCCUGUGGCUGCCUCCAUGUGUGUCCUGAAAACUGGGUUCUUGUUCAUCGCGUCUGAAUUCGGAAACCACUACCUGUACCAGAUCGCCAACCUGGGCGACGACGACGACGAGCCCGAGUUCAGUUCGGCAAUGCCUCUGGAGGAGGGCGACACGUUCUUCUUCGCGCCGCGGCCGCUGCGUAACCUGGUGCUGGUGGACGAGCUGGAGUCGCUGUCACCCAUCCUCAGCUGCCAGAUCGCCGAUCUGGCGAACGAGGACACGCCACAGGUGUACGCGCUGUGCGGCCGGGGGCCACGCUCCUCUCUGCGAGUGCUCCGACACGGACUGGAGGUCAGCGAGAUGGCCGUCUCUGAGCUGCCCGGAAACCCCAACGCCGUCUGGACGGUGCGCAAACGCGCGGACGCCGACUAUGACGCCUACAUCAUCGUGUCGUUCGUCAACGCCACCCUGGUGCUCUCCAUCGGCGAAACGGUCGAGGAGGUGACAGACUCAGGCUUCCUGGGCACCACGCCGACACUCUCCUGCUCACAGCUCGGCGACGACGCGCUCGUACAGAUUUACCCGGACGGUAUCCGUCACAUCCGUACCGACAAGCGUGUCAACGAGUGGAAGGCACCCGGUAAGAAGACGAUCGUCAAGUGCGCCGUGAACCAGCGACAGGUGGUGAUCGCCCUCACUGGCGGAGAGGUGGUCUACUUCGAGAUGGACUCGACGGGCCAGCUGAACGAGUACACGGACCGGAAGACCAUGUCCUCGGACGUGGUGUGCAUGGCGCUCGGGUCGGUGCCGCAAGGCGAACAGCGCUCCCGGUUCCUGGCGGUCGGCCUCACAGACAACACCGUGCGCAUCAUAUCUCUGGAUCCCAGUGACUGUCUGGCGCCGCUGAGUAUGCAGGCGCUGCCGGCCUCGCCCGAGUCGCUCUGUGUGGUGGAGAUGGGCGGCACCGAGGGGGCGGAGGGCGAGCCCGGUCUGCAGGGGUCGCUCUACCUCAACAUCGGACUGCAGAACGGCGUACUGCUGCGGACGGUGCUGGACCAGGUGACGGGCGACCUGUCCGACACCCGGACCCGCUACCUCGGCUCCCGGCCCGUCAAACUCUUCAGAGUGCGCAUGCAGAACAACGAGGCGGUGCUGGCCAUGUCGAGCCGGUCGUGGCUCAACUACUACUACCAGAGCCGGUUCCACCUGACACCGCUCUCCUACCAAUCGCUCGAGUACGCCAGCGGCUUCGCCUCGGAACAGUGUCCCGAGGGUAUCGUGGCCAUCAGUACUAACACGCUGCGUAUUCUGGCGCUGGAGAAACUCGGCGCCGUUUUCAACCAGAUGUCGUACCCGCUCGAGUACACGCCGCGCAAGUUCGCUAUCCACCAGGACAGCGGCCACCUGAUCAUCAUCGAGACCGACCACAACGCCUACACGGAGGAGACCAAGCAGGCGCGCAAGCUGCAGAUGGCCGAGGAGAUGAAGGAGGCCGCCGGUGAGGAGGAGGCCGAACUCGCUGAGGAGAUGGCGCAGGCCUUCCUCUCAGAGAACCUGCCCGAGACCAUGUUCGGCGCGCCCAAGGCCGGGCCCGGCAUGUGGGCGUCCGUGAUCCGGGUGAUGGACCCCGCCGACGGCCGGACCACGCAUCUGGUGCGGCUGGAACAGAACGAGGCGGCUCUCAGUAUCGCGCUGGUGAAGUUUGCCAGCCAGUCCGAGUCAGACCAGUACGUACUGGUCGGCGUGGCCAAGGACUACCAGCUCAGUCCCAAACAGGUCGACUGCGGCUACAUCUACUGCUACAAACUGGUGAACGAGGGCACGUCGCUGCAGCUGGUGCACCGGACCGAGGUGGAGGAUAUUCCCACGGCCAUCUGUCCCUACCAGGGCCGCGUGCUCAUCAGCGUCGGACGCCUACUCCGCAUCUACGACCUCGGCAAAAAGAAGAUGCUGAGGAAGUGUGAAAACAAGAGCGCUCCGCAUCACAUCGUCAGCAUCCAGGCACUGGGCCAGCGCGUGUACAUCGCCGACGUCCAGGAGUCUGUGUUCUACGUGCGCUACAAGCGGCAGGAGAACCAGCUGAUCCUGUUCGCGGACGACACCAACCAGCGCUGGGUGACGGCCACGUGCCUGUUGGAUUACGAUACCGUGGCAGCUGCCGACAAGUUCGGAAAUGUGUCUGUGCUGCGUCUGCCCACGGGCACCAGUGACGAGGUGGACGAGGACCCGACGGGUAACAAGGCGCUCUGGGACCGCGGACUGCUCGGCGGCGCCUCACAGAAGGCUGACGUACUCUGCCAGUUCCACCUCGGCGAGACGGCGCUUUCCCUACAGAAAGCGACGCUAAUCCCGGGCGGCAGCGAGUCGCUGGUGUACACCACCAUAUCGGGCACCAUUGGUGUGCUGGUGCCCUUUACAUCGCACGAGGACAUGGACUUUUUCCAGCAUCUGGAGAUGCACAUGCGCUCGGAGAACGGGCCUCUGUGCGGCCGAGACCACCUCUCGUUCCGCAGCUACUACUUCCCGGUCAAGAACGUACUGGACGGCGACAUGUGCGAACAGUACAACACGAUCGACAUGAGCAAGCAGAAGUCGAUUGCCGAGGACCUGGACCGCACCGCCAGCGAGGUCUCCAAGAAACUCGAGGACAUCCGAACGCGCUACGCAUUCUAGGCAGGCGGCGCGCCCCGGGGAUGGCGUGUGUCCUGUGUGUGUAUCGGCCGCGGAAGGAGACUGCGUGUGGAGUGUUAGUGGCGUGUGCUUGAGAUCAUUUUGUGUGUAGUAGAUAUGUAAUGUGCGCUGGCCAUGAACCGAAUGAGCGGGGCAAGACAGCCCUUAGCUGGUGGGGCUGGGAGUGCCGCCCUGCUGCUCGUGGUCAAUGUACAGGAGGGGCCGGCUGGGCAUGUCUGUCUGUACAGGUAGAGCGAGGCCAGACAGUGGAAACGGGGCGACUGUCGCGGCCCCAGUGUGUGCCUGUGUGUGUGUGUACUGUGUGUGUGUGUUUGUGUUCGCUCGGCUGUCUCGUGUCAUCAUAUUCACAAGUGUCAAAUAAUACCGUCACGUACAUGA